AGCCUGGGUGUUUUUUUUUUUGUUGUUUUUUUUUUCUCCGGCUGCUCCUGAAGACUUGCGUCCUCUGACCUUCUUCCUCUGGACCCCGGUGCGGUCCGGAGGACGUCACACUGGGGCGUUCGAGCGCCCUGCGAUGCACCAGUUGGUGCCCUCGGUGGGGACGGUUGGAAGGUGUUCUCCCUCCCGCGGAGCCGGUGUGCCGGGAGGAAACCCGGAAUCCUUAGCCUGAGUCACAGAAGCUCGAUGGAUCAUGGAAAGGCCUUCUGUCACUUAGCGGUUAGAAAUACGGACUCUUCACACGUUUUGGUCAUCAUCCCUGGCAGUGCAAAACAAAAAAAGGAAAGUUAUUGCCUUCAUCUUUGGUUCCUGUACAUUUUGAAGUGGAUACUUGCAUGAAAUUUUAGAAAGUAUGUCAGAGUCGGAAACAAUAAAUGUCAAUGGUCCCUCUCAAGACUUCUCCUACUCAGACUUGCCCUUCUGUAUGGAAGCCAGCUUCUCCUCAGACCUGCUUCAGAGUGAAACAAAGAAUGUAAAAAGGGGAAAUGAGUCUACACACACGUUCUCUGAAGAUAGCACAGAAGGCAGUUUGUUAGGUGAUAUCAACCUUGGGAAUUACCCAGAGAGUGAGCAGAAUCAACCAGCUAACACUAGGCUUUCUUCCUUGAGACAAUUUGAACCCAUUUGCAAAUUUCACUGGAUAGAAGCAUUUAACGAUGAAAUGACAGUUCAAGACUUGAGGGGGGCAUUUUCUUACUCGGAGAAGCCAGAGUUGCCAAACCAGGUGUACAAUGAUACAGCAGAUGGCAGCGAAAAGCCAGAUCCAUUUAAGGAAGAAAGUUCAGUGGAAAGUAGCAUUUCCGAAAAUAAUGACGAACUUGUUCCCGAGCCAGUGAGGAAAUCUCCAAGAAGUCUGUGUCUAAACUACUACAGAGGAGAGGCACAGCCGCUCCCAGAGGCGCCAUUCGUGAGAAGUGCCGUGGUAGAUGUCGGCCUCAAUAUCAGUCAGCCUCAAAGCUUUCUGGAUAAAGAAAAUGUCUGUAAAAAUGGUGACAAUUCAUCUGAUAGGGAGAAUUGCUUCGAGCAGCUUGACUUGAGAGCUAUUUAUAAAGCAGAGGAGCCUGACAUUUCUUCAAAAGAAGUACAGAAUUCUGGAGAGAUUUCUGAGCUAUCAGUUAGUCACCAGGAAGAAGUCACAGAAGAUGGCGUAGACAGCCUAGCCAUUACCUCACCGUGGUCUCCAGCUGGCAUCUUCAAGGGAAGUGGACCUCAGGACAACUCCCUGAGGCCUGAUAGGGAGGUCAGCUGUGAAGGCUUGGAGCCUCUGGAAGAGGACAUGGCUUUAAAUGAGGCCUUGCAAAAAUUAAGACAGACUAACAAAAAACAGGAACUGCAGAUUCAAGACCUCCAUGGUAAGAACUUGAACUUAGAAAAUAGGGUUCAAGAACUACAGACAAAGGUCACCAAACAGCACGUGUUGGUUGAUAUCAUAAAUAAACUAAAGGUGAACAUUGAGGAGUUAAUCAAUGAUAAAUACAAUGUAAUUCUAGAGAAGAAUGACAUCAACAAGAAACUUAAGGAUCUUCAGGAAGCUUCGGCUAACACCAAAAAGCACCUUCAGGAAUCCAAGAAAGACAAGGAGAGCCUCCAGCUCCAGGUGAAAAAGAUUAAGGUUCAUUACGUGCGCUUACAGGAAAGGUAUAUUGCUGAGAUCCAGCAGAAAAACAGAUCGGCCAGUCAGUGCCUGGAGAUAGAAAAGACCUUAAGCAAGAAAGACGAGGAGCUCCAGCGGCUGCAGCGCCACAAAGGGGAGCUGGAGAAGGCCACCAGUUCUGCCCUGGACUUGCUGAAGCGGGAGAAGGAGAUCCGAGAACAAGAGUUCUUGUCUUUUCAGGAGGAAUUCCAGAGUAGGGAAAAGGAAAACCUGAAAGAAAGGCGGAAAUUGAAGUCGAGAGUUGAGAAGCUGGUUGCUCAAGUGAAAAGCUUGCUGUUCACCUGUGAGAGCGAGAGAGCUCAAACCAUGGCGCUCCAGCGGCAGGUGGAAGAGCUGAAGCUGGAGAACUUAGAACUCCGACAGCAGGCUGCGAAGAGGGAGGCCCAAGCUUGCACCCCUAGCUUUGAGAUUACUCAGUCAAAGGAGCGGCUGGAGGAAGCGGUGGAGCCGGACAUCACCCAGGAUACAAAGGGGACACAUUGUAAUUUGUUCCUGAAUCGCUCUUCUUGUAAAGAAGGCCUGGAGCUCCAACCUCUGAAGAAAACUUCUCCACUGGCCUCUGGAGUUCACAGCCUUCUGGCGCUGAGAAUAGGACUUCUCACGUGUCAGGACCUCGCCACUCCUAAUGCCGAGCUUUGCCAAGAGAGUAAGAAAGCUAAUGACAUAAUGCUGCAAAGACUGAAGGACUGUCAGCUUAAAAAGAAAGACUUAGAUAAAGAGUUAUUGAAACAUAAAAACAGAAUUUCGACUCUUAAAGAGUUAAUUGCUAGUGAAAAGGCACUUCAAGCCCACACUAUCGAGAUCACAGAUUUUGAUGCAGACGAGGUCAAGAGUACCAGAGAUGCGCCUGUGUUGCUGGCAGUCAAACUGGAUAAAUACCACAGUCUGAAUGAGGAACUUGAUGUCUUGGGAUCCAACCCAAGGCUUUCCUCCUGCCAGAUUACAAAGCUGGGAGGGCUUCUGGAGAGCAAAGAAGACCACUACAGCAGACUCAUUGAGGAGAAUGACAAGUACCGGAGGCACGUAGGCAGCCUGAUAAAUAAGGUAACAUCAUAUGAAGAAAUUAUCAAAUGUGCUGACCAAAGACUUGAGAUAUCCCAUUCUCAGAUUGCACAUUUGGAAGAGAGGAAUAGACAUUUAGAAGAUUUAAUUAGAAUGCCCAGAGAGAAAGCCAGAAGGCCAAGACCAAGAUUAGAUAAUCACCCAAAGUCCUUGACCUUGAUAAGUCAUCUUCAGGGCCACCAUAAAGAAUGUUCUAUUUCCAUGUGAACUGACUGUAAUACAUGAUUAAAUAUUCAUU
Molecule: messenger RNA, 3011 nt
Organism: Mus caroli (Ryukyu mouse)
Lineage: Eukaryota; Metazoa; Chordata; Mammalia; Rodentia; Muridae
Gene: Cage1
Product: cancer antigen 1
Source: RefSeq, a predicted model, not a curated record